Molecule: messenger RNA, 3489 nt
Organism: Melampsora larici-populina 98AG31
Lineage: Eukaryota; Fungi; Basidiomycota; Pucciniomycetes; Pucciniales; Melampsoraceae
Exons: 6
Coding region: 1-3489 (1162 amino acids)
Source: RefSeq, a predicted model, not a curated record
AUGUACGUGGAUGGCUCACUUUCGACCAGAUGGGCAGGCGAUUUCGAUAUAGCAGGUCGAGCAACGCAUAUGGGUAGUAAUACGAGCUUAUCUGCUUACUCGAGUCCUUCAUUCAAGCGGGGUCCUUCUACAUCCUCUCGAUCUUUCGGCGUAAGCGAUGAAGAUUGGAACGAGGCCAGAGAAGAAUUAGUUCGCCUACAGCGGGGACCAAGUCAUGCCGGAUCUGAACAGUUUUUCUCUGACGACAUGCGGACCACGAGUGGUUACGAUCUACCUAUGUCCUCGAAAUACAAUCCGUCGCUUGUUGGGUCCGCCUCGUACUCGCAUGUCAACAAUCUGCGUGACCAACGCUUGCAGUCAGGAUUCAAGAAUUCGACUGAACAUACAGGAAAAUAUUCAGGUUAUGAUCAUGACCAUGGGUCUGUCAAGGCAAGGUUUUACAAACAAGGAUACGAAAGCGAGCACUCUUACCCUUAUGAUCAGGAUUACGAUCUUCAAUCUGAGUUGAGCUUUAGCACGGACACCAGAAAUCACUAUAAUACCGACCUUAGAUUUCUGGACCACACGUCCAGAAUCAAUCCUGAACGCCGCACUCAAACGCCAGAGCUAGCAAAACAAUGCAAUGAUUCAUACUUCGAUUCAAGUAGUGGUAGCAGAACACCCAUUGUCUUCGGUGCUUCCGAGUCUCACGGCGCAUAUGAUCCUACCCGACAGCAACAUCCUGCGAUUUCCAGUCGGUACGGCGAUGGCCAAUCACAGGCUCGCCCACAGAGCUUUAGCAAUCUGGAACCACCUGCGCACUACUCGUGGGAAAGCCGAGGGGGUAAUUCAACGAAUGAAUGCUAUGCACCAACGUCCAGAUCACCCUUUGCAUCACCCGGGUCGCCAUACCACAGGCCACCUUCCCGCCAACAAUAUGCGUCUCCGGGUCACGGAGGAAAACAGCACUUUGGCGAGAAUGAUUUCAAAUCAGCUUAUGAUCUCCGUUAUAACCUUUCUGGGCAUUCUGAUAGUGAUAUCCUGAAACAGGAGGACAGAGAUUACUCCGAAGGAUACAGUACACCUGCCGCUCUACUAUAUGAGUCUCGUGGAGGUAGUCAGGCGCCAUUCGACUCGUAUGCGACCAAUCAAAGUUUCACAACGAGUCCAAGUGCGUCGAGUAGAAAAAGCAAGCUGAAUGGACUUCCUCCAACUCGUCAACCCUAUCAUACUGAACGCGAGCAAAUCAAUCAUGUUACAUCCCAAUUAGAUGCGUCUCUUCAUCGAGCUUUUUCCAAGAAUUCAAAUGUAUCCAUUCUCGAUGAUUUUUUUUGCAUACCGGAUAUGUCCGUCUCAUCAGAAGUGACAUCACAUACACCGUACUCGACCGCCGUGCACUCCCCCAGGUCACUGAUAAGCUAUCAGAGCUCCAUUCAUCAAUUGUCUACCCCGAAAAACAUCAAGAAAGCUCAUGACAUCAGAAGGCAAGUCGACAAACUCACCACAAUGGAAGAUAACAUGAAGCACAAGAACAAGCUCAAUCUCUCAGGGACUAUCUCAAUGCCUAAUUCAGUUGCCGAAGAACAGCAGUCAUUAUCUACCAUCAAUAUCGACGCAGCCACCUUCUUCAAUGAAAUCGAUACGAGACAAAUGGAAUUGGACCGACAACGCAAUGAUCUUGAGAAACAACUUUCUCUCCAAGACAGUGCGGAUCUUGAAAUGAAGCUAGCAUCUGAAGUCAAGCAGCUCGAGAGACAAUUGACCAUGCUCAAUCAUUAUCGCGAGAUUGACUCAAAUAGGCGGAUUGCCAAGCUUUCUCGUUUCGGGCACGUUCUAAGCCAACCUAUCGAGCCUGCAUCGAAGGCUUCCUAUCUGUAUCAACCACGCUGGUUGGCGGCGGCACGCAAGCUCUCAGAUAGGACGCCAAAGUUAGACCUUGCGCUUUCCGGGGGUGGAAUAGCUGGUGCUUAUUACCACUUACUAACAAAUCACCUACCACGAGGACUGCCCUUCUUCGGUGAUCGGGAUGGCUUCUUCGCUUGUGGUACAAGCCGUCAAAACGUGUACGUUCGUGACCCCUUCACGGAGCCGAUUGAUUUUGACUACGGCUAUGGUCGGAUGAAAGCGCUGGGCAGCUAUGGCCUAUCUCAAGACCGAUUUGCACGCAUCAAUACGCACUUGCUCGAUGAUCUCUACCUUUUUGAGAUGUUACUACGUCUUGACCGGAGUCUAGAUGAGCAGGAACGUUCACGGCGCUGGCGAGAACGCCUCCGCUGGGAAGAAAUCCAAGACAGUGGUGAACGCGUAAGAUUGUGGAGCGACAUGAAUGUAGAUGCGCGUCGACAGAUUGGGAUCGAUGAGGGCUCUUUUUGGGCAGCGCAUCUCUUUGGUUCACCAUUCAACUCUCGCAUGGGCUAUACCACUUGCCCACUCGCAGGCCCAGCAAUGCGUACAAGAAAACACUAUAGCCUUACACCUGGGUUAGAGAUCAGAUACCCAAUGUGGUACCAUGGAGGGCUUGGCCUCGGGCGCAGAAUCUUCAACUGGAUGGAGCAGCCGUACCGCCCCAUAAAUAUCAAACAUGAAUUGCGUAGAGAAAGGAUCCGAAGAGAAUACGCCGAACGUAGGGGGGAGAUACGCCCUCGGCCUCGCUCUCUCGGACCUGGGCUGAUGGGUACUGGUGUUCCCUAUCAAACAGAACUCGAAAGACUAAGACGUAUGAGCGGAUUGCGUCCAGCAGGAAGCAGAGCUGCUCCAAAUCCAAGUCCAUCACAUUUGCCCUCUGACUCGCUUCCUCGAAACGAUCCCUUCGCAUCGUCUGGCCCGGCAUAUCCCAGUACUGGACUAUCACGUUCAUCGCGACCACCCACUCCUUAUGCUAGGAAUCAUCCAUCAUCAUCUUCUGCGCCUCCUGUGCAUGCUUCCCAGCCUGGCUCGAGCGCGAUGUCGAGCGGAUCAAACCCAUCCAACUUGAAAUCAAGUCCUCGUGCUGGAACAAGUACCGCCAUCAAUAGCACUUCUACUCCAAAUUCAGAUCGCCCGACAAAUGGUAACACAGAAUCCAAUAGCGGCGUCAUCAAAAGCCCAAUCGACCGUAAUUUAACACAGAGUGUAGUUUUUGAUCCAUAUGUCGAGAAGAUUUCUCAUGAGGAUACAAUUCCAUCCCGACCUCCGAGUCGUAACCAAGCUGGCGCAGCCCUUGCACCGAUUCGAUCGGCCAUGAAGACGCCCCCGGCAAAUCCGAGACCUCCUGUGCCUGCGGAAGUUCUUCAGGAUGAACAGCAGAUCGAUUCAAUCACUGCUAUCAACACGCAUCGUAAUCGCUCGACGCCAGCUCCAGAUGACAAGAAAAAACAAGGAGACAAUGUAACUCAGAAAUCAUCAACUCAUGAUCCACCCAAAGUUACUUCAACCAAAGUUAAUCCACCUAAAGUCAAUCCAGCGAAGCUUGCCAGUGCCAUCAAGGGAGCUAGAAAAGCAGCUGAAGAAGAGAAAGGUAGAUUAGAAUAG